UGUUCCUUUUGGUUGCCAUUUUCCCCAGGAAUGCUAGAUUUGCGUUUGAGUGUACUGCAGUGGUUUAGAGUUCCGUUUCAAAUUUGUAGGAUCGAAUAUCCACCGUUAAUUUUGCUAACAUCAUCAAUGCGCAUACGCGUUGCUCUUGGUUACACAGCGUGUUUAAACCAUUGAAAUUUGAAAAGCGACGAUUUGAACCAAUCAGAACUGACAUGCGCAAUAAAUGAAACCAAUGACAACUUAUUGUGUGAUGAGCGUGGUCUUCCAUUGAGUAAAGUACAAACACUUAUUUGAAAACAAAAUAUUUUUUGUUAUUUUCAAUUGUGUGCAAUUAGUUUUUUUUUAGUAAAUAAAAGAUGUACAAUUGUCUUAAACUUACUGAUCCAGUUGUGAUAUGUCCUUAUAAUAAUAAACAUGUAAUUGUAAGAUCUCGUCUUCAAAACCACAUUGUUAAAUGUGAAAAAAAUUAUCCUGAACAUUAUAAAAUUAUGUGUCCAUAUAAUGCAACUCAUCGGUUGUUCAAAAAUGAAUUAACAGAACAUAUCAUUACAUGUUCUACACGUAAUGUGUUGGAAUCAGAAAUGUAUCCAGCACCAAGAAAACACGGCAAUACUAGUUUUGCAUUAAAUUCAGAGAUUUCAAGUACGAUAGAUUGUACAGAAAACUGGGAUAUAGACAAUGACAAUACCAAUACUAGUUCAAUUGAGGAUAAAGAUUUUUCAACUAAUAAUAUGGAACCACAAAUCCUUAAUGCUAAUUUAAAUUCUAAGGAUAAUAUAGAGAAAAAAGUCUUAAGAGCUCCUCGUGGAUUUUCUGAAGCUAUGUUAAGAGAAGUAAAUGAAGAAUCUUGUGUUGACGAUGUGGAAUCAAUAACUAGCUCAUUAGGGAUUGGAAGAGGAAAAGGUACUUUAAGAAGCGACCAGUUAAAAUUAAUUGGAUUAGGUAGAGGAAAGCCACUAAAUAAUGAUAUUUAGAUGUAGUUAUAAGUAGUAUUAUUUGUUUUACCAAAGAGUGGAUUUUUUUUUUACAUAGUGUAUAAUAUGUAAACUCAGUUUAGUUACAUAAAUCCUUUUAUUUUAGACAUUUACAUUAUUCAUAAUAUUUACAUAGUAUAAAGGAAUUUGCAAAAAGAAGUUAUUU
This is a messenger RNA of Megachile rotundata (alfalfa leafcutting bee), 1140 nucleotides long. RefSeq lists its product as uncharacterized. Lineage: Eukaryota; Metazoa; Arthropoda; Insecta; Hymenoptera; Megachilidae. The record is from RefSeq and is a predicted model, not a curated record.